CUGAGUUGAAAAUUGUGACGUUGUUGCAUAAUGGAUGUCAUCUCAUUCUAGUUUCCAUAAUAUGCUUUAAGUAAAUCGUUCUUUUUAACUUUUUAUUCAUAUUUAAUAAUUUGUAAACCCAGCGAAAUAGCUGGGAUUUCUUAAUAACUAUAUAUGUACUUAAGCAUGCAUAUCACAUGCUGUCCCUAUAAGCUGUGCUAAGGAUCUUGUUUUCUGAAUCUAUUACCAGAUAACAGAGGGUAAUUUAUGGCUUAAUGAAACUUGCGGUGUUGUUCCAAAAAAUUCGUGGUUGAUUGAUCUUUUCGGAUACUCUCCAACAAUGGCAUACCUUUUUCGUCGUAUGGGUUUCGAGAAUAUGCUCAUACAGAGGACACAUUAUGAAUUGAAGAAGGAACUGGCUUUGUAUAGAAAUUUAGAAUUCGUAUGGCGGCAGAGCUGGGAUGCUGAAGAAACAACUGACAUGUUUGCUCAUAUGAUGCCCUUUUAUUCAUAUGAUAUUCCACAUACUUGUGGGCCUGAGCCUGCAAUAUGCUUUCAAUUUGACUUUGCUAGAACCUAUGGCUUUACGUAUGAGCGCUGCCCUUGGGGAGAAUAUCCACAGGAGACCACACCAGAAAAUGUUAAAGAAAGAGCACUAAAGCUGCUGGAUCAAUACAGAAAGAAAUCAACACUAUAUCGCACAAAUACUCUUCUUAUUCCCCUCGGAGAUGAUUUCUGCUAUGUCACCGUUGAUGAGGCUGAAGCUCAGUUCAGGAAUUAUCAGCUUCUGCUUGAUUAUAUCAAUUCUGAUCCGGACUUGAAUGCAGAAGCAAAAUUUGGUACCUUGGAAGAUUAUUUCCGGACUCUUCGUGAAGAGGCUGAUAGGGUAAAUUACUCCCGUCCAAAUGAGAUUGGUUCUAUUGAGAUUGGUGGGUUUCCUUCUCUUUCAGGCGAUUUCUUCACAUAUGCUGACAGACAGCAAGAUUAUGUUAGUCACGCUAAUAAUCGGUAAUAGUUGCAGUAUUUUAUUAAUAAAAGAGACGUAAAAUAACAAGAACAGUCCAAUCUAGAGAAAGAUAGUGGGUUUCUCUCUCUAGCCCAAAGCCCAGCCAAGACUUACUGAAUUCCAGCCUGUCCCUCUUAUUUCCCACCCUAACAUAUAUAUAGCAAACAAAACCCGCUCAUUAAUUAUUCCCGACUAUUCCCGUUCCUCCUUCCCCUUCUUACAUAUACCCUAUCAAAAUAUUCUACACCCCUUGUGCUAUCAGAUUACUGGAGUGGUUAUUAUGUUUCUCGGCCUUUCUUCAAGGCUGUUGAUCGUGUGUUGGAGCAAACCCUCCGCGGUGCUGAUAUGAUGAUGGCUUUCCUAUUAGGUCAUUGUCAGAAACCACAAUGUGAGCGGUUACUUACCGGAUUUUCCUAUAAGUUAGCAGCGGCUAGGAGGAACCUAGCGCUGUUCCAACGUCAUGAUGGGGUUACUGGUACAGCUAAGGACCACGUAGUUAAUGAUUAUGGGGUGAGAAUGCACAUAGCUUUGCAAGAUCUUCAAAUUUUCAUGGGAUUCGCCAUGAAAAGAAUGAACAGAACCCAACUCAGUUUGAGGCUGCACAAGUGAGAUCUAAAUACGAUGCUCAGCCAGUGCACAAAGCCAUGUCUGCUCAUGAAGGGACAGUCCAGACUGUGGUGAUAUUUAAUCCACUAGAGCAGACAAGACAUGAAGUUGUGAUGGUAAUUGUUGACAGACCUGAGGUGAUAAUCUUGGACUCAAAUUGGACAUGUGUGAGAAGCCAGAUAUCUCCAGAGAUGCAACAACACUACAGCAGCAAGGAGGAUGAAACAUUAUUCUCUGUAGACAUCGUGUAUACUGGAAAGCUUCGGUCCCCCCAUUAGGGUUGCAAACUUAUUAUGUCGCUAAUGGGUUUGCCGGUUGUGAAAAGGCCACACCAGCAGAGGUCAAAUGGUUCGUGCCUUCUUCCAAUAUUUCUUGUCCCAAACCAUAUACUUGCUCAAGAAUGGAGGGUGAAGAAGCAAUAAUCAGUACUCGGCAUCAGACGUUGACAUUUAGCAUGAAGGAUUGUUACAGAGAAUUAGUCAUACCAAUGGCCGCCAUAAUGGCAUUGCUUUGUUUGUAACUAGUAAAAGAAGUUGCUCUCUGGUUCAUGAAUCAUGACUCUUCGAUGACCACACAUUCAUUUAUUUUUUAAUAGACUGAGAUCGUUCAUGACAAUAUGUAUUCUGAUCCCUGGGAGCUCUGCCAAGCCUCACCACUUUAGGGCUACAAAUAACCCAGUAAGCGAUAAAGUUCAGCAUUUCCUUUUUUCUAUGUUUACUCGGAUGAUAAUAAUGGACAGAGUUGUUUAUUGGGUUCUGUUUCACCGGCUCCAUGGAGAUGCUCCGAAGAGUUCUUUUUGCAUCUAAUUAGAAACAGAGAUCCUCUGAAAAUAGAGUGAGUAGAGGGUAAUUUCCUCUUCUGCCCAAAAUACAAUUAGCUGCUACUAGUGGAUGUCACAAGGUUCUGGUCAACUUCUCUAUUCCCUUUUUAAAAGGAAGACCCAGUGUGCAUGUUGUAGAGGUUUCCAAAUAUAUGGUCUUCGCGAUUAGUACGCCAAUUGCUACGUUGGAAUCCUGAGGAUCGACCGAGUGUACAUAAAAGGUUUGAGUUAAUUUGCAUCCUUUGUGUAUACGGCGGCCUAUUUGCUAUGGUUCAACAAAUAAAUGUCGACUGUUCGAUGAUUGUAAUAAAGAGAUGAGGAACUGUUGACUUGCUCAAAGAAGUGAAUACCUGAAAUGAUUGAACACAAUGUAAGUAGCAGAAAAACUGCAUCCUACAAAUGUGAUUUGACUGUAUCUUGCUUUGACAAUGUACCCCACCCCUUGUGAAACAUGUUAACUCUUGAAGUUUACUAAACUAAACUUCAGAAUAAUAAUGAUCAAACUUCACUUACUAAUCAAAACUUUGAAAUAUUAAUAUUAUCAUAGUCAUUAUAACUACUUAAUUAUUCCUACUACUGCUGUCGGUAGACUCGGUACUAUCCAGAAUUGUUGAUGCUAAUCCGUGUCAUUACUCUUGACGAUGCUAAUCAAGUAUUGCUCCUGUUCGCUAUUUAUCUCCACAUAUGACUUUUCAUGGUAAUCUUGAAAACGAAAAUGUGUCGAGAUUUUUCAUUGAAAUGAAACAAAAAUGUGAGCCUCACAGUUCUUUCAAUAUAAAAAGAUAAUUUAGGGACCAAAAGGAAGUCUGAAAUCGGCAACUUGGCAAAUAAGCAUUAUAUUUUUUUAUGAACAUAAGAGUUAGCAAGUUAUUACGUAUUCUGAAUUCACUCAGGGAAAAAUUGUUUUCCUGGGGGGGGGGGGGAGAUUAAAAGGGAAACCGGGAAGAAGAAGAAGAAGAAAGGGGAAACGGGUAAAGGGAGAGAGUAGAAGGAAGGAACGGGAAAGAAUAGAAACUUAAGAAAAUAGAAAAAUAAGUUGUAUAUCCAGUUAUAUAAUUAAAGCACCAGUUAUUUUAAUUCUUCUGCCUCCAGAUAUAUUUGAAACUUGAAAUCUAGUCUUGCCACAAGGAUUUUAUUAUUCUCCAACUUCGUUUCCUGAACUUCUUCUUUUAUGGUCAUUUGCUUUGAAGACAAGGAUCGUGGGAGAUGCUUGGAAGAAUAUCCAAGUUCUUUUUUGCUCAGGUUUGAAUUAGAUUAUAAGACGCCCUUCUGUCAUCUGUCAGGCACCCUUUUUAAAUUAGAAAUUACUCUGUCAGUCAUUUUUACCUUAACCAUCAAUGGAACAAAGCUGAUUACGAGUACAAUUCUGAAGUAUGUUAAUUUCACUUCAUCUACUAUUGAGUUUCUUCUUUCUGACUGUUUAUUGGUCUAUCUUCCCUUUCCCUGUAACAUCCUUCGUGGCUGGUGUGUAUAUUAUGAAGUAUGUUGAGAUAUAUAAUAGCCUCUCAGAGUCACAGGUAUAUGUUACUCCUGUUCGCUAUGUAUCUCCACAUAUGACUUUUCAUAGACAUCUUGAAAACGAAAAUGUGUCGAGAUUUUUCAUAGAAAUUAAACAAAAAUGCAAUUCUUUCAAUGAAAAGAGAUAAUUUAGGGACCACAAGGAAGUGUGAAAUCGGCAACUCGGCAAAUAAGCAUUACUGUAUAUUUUUUUAUGAAUGUAGAAGCUAGCAAGUUAUUUUAUAUUUUGAAUUCAUUCAUAUUACUGGUGAAUGUGGCUUAGUUGUUUUCCAUACACAUUACACAUACUUCUUGGGAAACACAAAGUUAUAAUAUCUUCUCGCUUCCCUUUCCAAACAGAAAAAGGAAAAAAGAGUGAGGUGAACAAGAUAUUUUAUGAACUUCCUCCCACCUCUAAUCUAUGUGGCUGAUCUGUAAGCAUCUACAAUGUUAGUGUGUUGGGCUUGUGAUGCUGGAACUAAUAUUAGGAUCACCAAAUGUGUUCCGGAUAAGUUUUAGGACACAUGCUCAUUUGGAUCAGCACCUAGAAGGGUGGAAUGAAAGCUUAAAAGAGCUUGCAUUCAAGUAAGUUCUGAAUACAAGCACCAACAACAAAGGAUUUGGUACAUAAACCCUUGAGAUGAUCUUUCAACGUUAUGAUGUCCUCUAUUAUAUCUGCAGUUCCUACUCUAUGAAAUGUACCAAGUGUGCUCUUGGAACCAUAAUGUCUUUUUACACCCUUCUAUUCAUGUCAUUUUUAGUCUACCGUGGGGCCUUUUAAAUCGCUGGCAAUCCAGGACUCCACUCUGCGUAAUAGGGAUUUAGGGCACUACCUACUCGUCGACAAUCACACCCUCCUUCUCACCGAUCUCCUUCCUCCUUGUCGAUCAACGAAGCCCCGCAACCCUUGACGAAAACAAACAAACAAACACUGCCAUUCUUCGUCCUCGACGAAAACGGGAAAAAAGCUCCAGCGGCGUGAUGCCCUAGAGAGAAAACUCGCAGACCGCUAUUCAUUUAAUUUGUUGAAUAACGGGCUCAACACAUUGUGUUACACAAUAUACCUGUUUUUGACAAGUGGAGGAUGAAAGCUGAUCCCAAUACCCAUAGUCGUUAAAGCCGGGGUGCAUAUUUGAGUUCCACUUCU
This is a messenger RNA of Cuscuta epithymum, 5055 nucleotides long. NCBI's taxonomy places the organism in Eukaryota, Viridiplantae, Streptophyta, Magnoliopsida, Solanales, Convolvulaceae. The record is from the annotation of a GenBank genome assembly.